CAAAAGUUGAAAACAUCGCUAUGGAAAUCGACAUCUUAUAAGCACCCAGAAGAAAACUCUUCAUCCCAAAUUUAAUAAUUUUAAUUUUUUCAUUUAGAAAUCCAAAUGUUCUAUUAGUUAUAAGUUUAUAACUAAUCAAAUAAAACUGCUCUCACAAUUUCUUGGAAAACACAGGCACAGAACUUUAACAAAAGCAGUUAUAACACAAAAAACAAAUCAAUUUGAUUUGUUAGGAUAAAAGAAAAUUGAUUUUAAUGUUUGUGCAGUUUGACUAGGAUUAAUGCACAAAAAUGCAACUAAAAAUUACUGCUUGAAAGCUGUCCCAGGCUCCCAGCAUUUGCAUUCCAAGUAAUCAUACUACUAACACAACAAAAUCGUCAAGAAGAAAAUUUAGGUCGUUGUUAUAUUUUAGUAAUGAUGAUUUUUUUUUUCCUUUUUUUUUCGAUGGUGUUGAUUUAGCGGUGGAUAGAGAAAGCCCAUCGUCGCUCAUCCCAUAAGAUUAGAUUCUUGAAAUACACGAUUUUCCUAUUCUUUUUUCAUAAUUCUUCUUUUGUACUUUCUUUGGGUAUUGAUUUUUUCUUUAAAGGGUCGGGGUUGGAAUUAAAAGGUGGUGCAUUUAGGGUUUCUUGUUUUCUGUCCUCUUUAUGAAUAUAUAUGCUUGUUUUUGUUGCAAAGUUGCGAUCUUUGUUGAUUUCUUCAUCUGGGUUGUUGGAGUUGCUCAAUCUCUUCAUCUGGGUCGAUCGGGCAAUAACGUCUGAAUUCUAGACCCUUUUUUCUUUGUUCUGGAGAAGAAGUUUUGAACUUGUGUUAGAAUUGGAGUGAAGAACCCCAUGGUAGAGAAGUGGAAUUUUUAAGAAUUUUUUCCCCUCACUGUAUUUUGUAUCUUAAGUAAGAGCGGGUGAAUUUGGAAAUGUUCCAUACUCAAGGAGCUUUUAAGAACACUUGCCAUCUCCUUGCUGUUUUAAGUUCGAGAAGUGCCGAGAAUAAGCCGAAUCAAAAUGUUUCAGAGGAGAAGAGAAAGUUUCCUUUUCCAGAAAUCGUGUCUUCCGGGCGUCUAGAGGUCCAAACACUGAAAAACCCGAGUAUAGAAGAAUUCCGGAAAGUUCUAGAUUUGUGGCAGCCAAAUCUUGUGUACUUGCAAGGGAAGCAUUUGCCAAAUGAUGAAGUUGGGUCAAUCGUCUGGGAAGGGCUCGAUUUGUCAUCUCCCCAAGCUCUAUCGGGUCUUUUUAGCUCCACUUUGCCAACUACUGUUUAUUUGGAAGUACCGAAUGGUGAAAGGUUUGCCAAGUCUCUUCAAUCCAAGGGAAUUCCUUAUGUAGUGUAUUGGAAGAACUCAUUUUCAUGCUAUGAGGCCAGCCAUUUUCGUCAUGCAUUGUUUUCUGUAAUACAAAGCUCGUCUUGUCAUACUUGGGAUGCUUUUCAACUUGCCGAGGCUUCUUUUAGGCUUCACUGUCUUCGAAAUAAUAUUGAUGAUGACCAAAAAGUAAAUGACUAUUUUGGCCCUAAUAUACUUGGGGAGUCCCCAACAAUCACUGUUGAUGUUCCUGAGAUGGAGGAGCCUGUGGAUGAUGAAGAAAGCUCGUCUGGUUCACUUCCUGCAAUAAAGAUAUAUGAUGACGAUGUGAAUAUGAGGUUUCUUGUUUGUGGAGUGGCAAGUUCUUUGGAUGCUGGCUUGUUGAGCUCUUUGGAAGACGGUCUAAAUGCCCUUCUCAGUGUUGAAAUGCGGGGGAGCAAACUUCAUAACCGGGUGAGCGCUCUUCCUCCGCCCCUUCAAGCUGCCACAUUUUCUCGUGGGGUUGUAACCAUGCGGUGUGAUUUGUCAACCAGUAGCUCAGCUCACAUUUCCCUUUUGGUUUCAGGAAGUGCUCAGACGUGUUUCGAUGAUCAGCUAUUGGAAAAUCAUAUAAAGAGCGAAAUAAUUGACAAAACACAGCUGGUUCAUGCACCGAUAAACUCUGAAGAGUAUAAACAGCCCGUCUCUGAACCACGAAGAUCAAUCUCAGUAGCUUGUGGAGCAGCAGUUUUCGAAGUCAGUAUGAAGGUUCCCGCGUGGGCUUCACAGGUCCUGAGGCAACUAGCACCUGAUGCAUCGUACCGUAAUUUAGUCGCACUUGGCAUCUCCAGUGUUCAGGGCUUAGCUGUAGCCUCGUUUGACAAACAAGACGCUGAUCGGCUCCUCUAUUUCUACACAAAACAGCUGAAACACAGCAAUUCGAACAACCUAAUAGUCACUGCCCCUCCAUCUUGGCUAAAACCACCUCCUCCAAGUCGAAAAAGACCCUCGAUUUCCCAAAACACCAUUCAAACCGGCAUCAAACAAGAAAACAAUAACGAGACUAAGGAAAUCGGGUCGAAUGGGCUUAGUGGGCCCAUCUCCCCCGGUAUGCAAAAGUUUAAAAUAGCUGCCCUAAGGCCCAUUCCACACGUCCGGCACCAAAAGAUGCUUCCUUUUUCAAGACUUGUGGAUAUGGAUUUGAACGAUGGUAUUCAGAUGAAAUCCAACUUGCCUAGUGUUCCGGUAAAACACAGUAGUGUUGGAGGAAAUCCAGUGUCCAAUCGAAAAUCAGCUUCGAGUUCAUAUCAGGCAAAGCAGGUCAUAUCAUUGAAUCCACUUCCUUUAAAGAAGCACGGUUGUGAAAGGAGCUCUUUGCAUGUUUGCUCUGAGGAAGAAUUUCUGAAGGAUGUAAUGCAAUUUCUCAUACUCCGAGGGCAUAAUCGUCUCAUUCCCCAAGGUGGGCUUGCCGAGUUCCCAGAUGCCAUUCUCAAUGCAAAGCGUCUUGAUCUCUUUAAUUUGUACCGUGAGGUGGUCACGAGAGGAGGUUUUCAUGUCGGCAAUGGCAUCAAUUGGAAAGGGCAGGUUUUCUCAAAGAUGCGCAAUCACACAGUGACUAAUAGAAUGACCGAUUAUGCCAAGACGGACGGGCUGGAAUACAUAUGCCCACAGUGCAGUGUUUCGAACUAUAAGAAAAGGAUCAACAAAUCAGGGAAUGGAUAUUCUUGA
Molecule: messenger RNA, 3001 nt
Organism: Striga asiatica
Lineage: Eukaryota; Viridiplantae; Streptophyta; Magnoliopsida; Lamiales; Orobanchaceae
Source: the annotation of a GenBank genome assembly